Messenger RNA from Tripterygium wilfordii, 966 nucleotides. Its product is annotated as lysine-rich arabinogalactan protein 18-like. The record is from RefSeq and is a predicted model, not a curated record. The transcript is spliced from 2 exons. NCBI's taxonomy places the organism in Eukaryota, Viridiplantae, Streptophyta, Magnoliopsida, Celastrales, Celastraceae. Bases 69 to 725 code for a protein of 218 amino acids. Gene Ontology annotation, cellular component: plasma membrane.
UAUCUAUAAUUUACUCUCUCCGUGCGUUUCUCUCUCUCUGUCUUUCCCUGUCUCUAAAUCUUCAAGCGAUGGAUCGUAAUAGCGUGCUCGGAAUUGCAUUGUUAUGCCUCAUUGUAGCCGGCGUUGGAGGUCAAUCGCCAGCAGCGGCACCGACCACAACUCCUGCAGCUCCGACCACAACUCCUGCAGCUCCAGCAAAAGCCCCAGCCAAACCUACGCCUGCUCCCGCAACAACUCCUGCAUCUGCACCGUCGGCUACUACUCCGGCUGCUUCUCCUUCAAAGCAGGCCGUACCUGCUCCUGUACAGACACCUGCAUCUACACCUUCCGCAUCUACACCCCCGGCGGUGACUCCAGUGAGCUCACCUCCCGCUCAGGUUCCGGUGAGCUCUCCUCCAGCGAAAUCUCCUCCCGCACCUGCUCCUGUCAGUACACCACCUGCCACUUCUCCCCCCGCACCAGCCACUGCACCUCCAGCUCCUGCCACUGCACCGACAGCGGAGGUUCCUGCUCCGGCCCCGAGUAAGAAGAAGUCCAAGAAGCACCACGCACCAGCUCCUUCGCCAACGUUGCUCAGCCCUCCCGCACCUCCAGCGGAGGCUCCUGGACCUAACUCGGACGUUGCUGCCUCUCCCGGCCCUGCAUUGAAUGAUCAGAGUGGAGCAGAGAGGAUGAGGAGCCUUGUCGGUGGAUUGGGAUUGGCUGUUCUGGCGUUUAUCUUCUAAGCAAUACUGUAAUAAUACUGGCGCGGGUGGUGUUAAUUAUUGAACGAUAAUCUUAUUAUUUUUAAUCUUUAACACCCCUGUUCUCUUCGUUAUUACGAUCGAGGUCACAUUUGAUAUUUAUUUAUUUUGUCUAAACUGUUGUUCUUCACCAGCUCGUUUUGUCUGGUAUCACGAGGGGAUUUACCACAUUUGCUUGUAUUCUUUGAGAUAUAAUUGGAGGAACUUUCCAGUUUUUUUACUC